AUGAUCAUUCCUUGCAUUGGAGCUUUAAACCUGAACACAUCGAGUCUAAAUAGGAUUGAAGUGGGUCAAUAUGUAAAUAUUGAUAUUACUCCUAAUCCAAUCUUACUUAAUUGUAUUCCUUGUUCAUCAGAUCAGUCUGCAGGCCUUCCUUUUUAUGAUGUUUCUACUUACUAUGAGUGCAGUAGACAACUAUCUGUUGGCAAAGAUGAUUCAAUGUUAUUAGAUCUAGUUAAUAAAAUAUUUAUUCCUAACUCGUCUUUUGUUUUUCCUAUUUCUGGUGAAAAAAAGAAACGAUCAUUUUUACAUAAAUGGCUACUUGAAUAUUCCUGGUUAGCUUACUCACAGAUUGAAGAUGGAGCAUACUGCCUUCCAUGUACACUGUUGGGAAGCAGAAUUCCAAACAAUACCUUAAUAAUCAACUUCAUUCAAAAACCUUUUAAAAUAUGGGGUAAUGCAAUUCGUGCUUACAUGGAUCACAAUAAUCAUUGUCGACUUCAUCAAAUGUCAAUGCAUUGUCUUAACAUGCUGCAAUCUAGAUAUAAUUCAAAAAAAAAUCUGAUUGAGUUUGACAUCGAUAAUCAGAGAAAAAAACUUAUUAUAAGUCAUCGUGAUGACAGUAAGUAUCAUCCAGAGAUUGGAGAAACAUGUAAAAACAACAUUGGUAUAGGUAACUUUGUAGAGCUUUUAAAUUUUCGCAUUGAAGCAGGUGAUAAAGUUCUUGAGCACCAUAUUCGUUCUGCUCCUAAAAAUGCAACCUAUAUAUCUAAAACCACACAAAACGAACUUAUUGAGUGCUGUGGAAAAACAAUCAAAGAAGUUCUAAUUAAUAAAAUUAAAAAGUCAGAUUUUCUACAGUUCAUUGAAUGUAAAUCUGGUACAACUGGUCUUAGUCUUGGGCAAAACAUAGUUUCUGCAAUUGAUGAUCUUGGUCUUGAUAUCCAAAAAUGUAGAGGUCAAGGAUAUGAUGGUGCUGGGGCAAUGUCUGGUAAAUUAAAAGGUAUUUCAUCAAGAAUUAAAUUUAUCAAUUCAAAAGCUAUUUUUGUUCACUGUGCAUGCCAUAAACUUAAUUUAGUUGUAAGUAAAUCAUGCAAUGUUCAGAGUGUUAGAAAUGUUCUUGAUCAAAUCAAAGAUAUAUCAUAUUUUUUUAACUUAUCACCUAAACGUGCCAGCUGUCUUAAUAAAUUCAUUUUUCCUGGUCAAGCAAAAUUAAUCGAUACAUGUCGAACUAGAUGGGUUCAGAAACUUAAAGGUCUGGAUGUUUUUUUUGAAAACUACAUAUCCGUUUUUCAUUCGAUGGAAGAAAUGACAUACAAUGAAAUUUUAACCAAACAAAUAAUGGACUAUUUCUAUGCCAUCACUGUUGUUCUUCAAACUAAAGCAUUUGAUAUAUCACAACAGUCUAAGACUCUUGAUGUUUCAGAAGUUAAACUAAGGCUCUGUGGCAGACAAAUUUAUAGAGAUAAUUAUCCCUCUGUCACAGUUUCAGAUUAUUUCAAAUAUUCCAUCACAUCUCCUCUUCUAGAUCAUUUAAUGAAUGAAUUAGAAGAUAGAUUUGAUAAAGGUGAUAUGGUUGUUUACAAAGGUUUAUCUGAUUUGUGGGAAACAUUUUGGAACAAUCAAUCUGUGAUCCCAUCCACUAUUACAGAAACUUUAAAAUCUAUUGAUAUGAGGGGUUUCCAAAACAUUAGGGAAGGUUUUUUAAUAAUGGGAACAAUUCCAAUUACUACAUGUGAAUGCGAGAGGAGCAUUUCUGUUAUACGCAGACUGAAAACUUAUAUGACAGAGUCAAGAUUUAAUUCUUUAGCUCUGAUGUCUAUUCCUCAAGAAAUAAUUCCUGAUGUAGAAAGAGUUAUGAAUAUUUUUUCUGUUUUAGGGGAACGACGCUUAGAGUUGUUCCUACUCCACCACAGUUGUGAGCUAAAAGCAGAAAAUGAUCGCAGAUAUGAAGUAGAAAUAGAAGAAAAAAGAGAAAACAACCCUUCAACAUCAAAUGAUCCUGAUAUUUUGUUAACAGAUGAUGUGCCACACAGAUUGAGUCAAGCAGAAUUAAGUGACCUUGUUCGAGAUCUGGAGUUGUCAUAG
Messenger RNA from Hydra vulgaris (swiftwater hydra), 2082 nucleotides. Lineage: Eukaryota; Metazoa; Cnidaria; Hydrozoa; Anthoathecata; Hydridae. The record is from RefSeq and is a predicted model, not a curated record.